Messenger RNA from Etheostoma spectabile (orangethroat darter), 809 nucleotides. Its product is annotated as phospholipase A2-like. NCBI's taxonomy places the organism in Eukaryota, Metazoa, Chordata, Actinopteri, Perciformes, Percidae. Gene Ontology annotation, molecular function: calcium ion binding; phospholipid binding. The record is from RefSeq and is a predicted model, not a curated record. Gene Ontology annotation, biological process: arachidonate secretion; phospholipid metabolic process; lipid catabolic process.
ACUCCACACAGAAAGACCUGCCCGGACUGGAAAUCCAACCUGGGAAUCGAACCAAUCCGCGCUGGGCUGCCACAUGUAUUUACUACACAAGUGUAAACAUACAUAUUGCAUAAUGUAUAGAGUAAGGGAUUGGGUGGCUCUUGGCAAUUGGCCAAAAAAGAGCCACUUUUCAAUUACAGGGGUCUGUAAAAGGCUAUAGCUUUCUUCUCCUCUUCAUCACCUGUGAAUGCAAGAUGCGUCUGACUCACCCCCUGCUCAUCCUGGUGCUCAGCCUCCCAGCCUGUGAGUACUUUGAGAGUUAUGGAUGAUUGAUCAGCAUCAGAGAAAUUUUGAUUUCAUGGUGGUUUUGCUUCGACUGAGAUGUCUCCAGUUUGUCUCAUAGUGCUGUGUUACAGAGCUGUGUGGCAAUUCAGGGCGAUGUCCCUCUGCACUGUACCUGACACAUGGCUAUUGGAGUACGUUGACUAUGGCUGCUAAUGUGGCGUGGGAGGCUCUGGCACACCUGUUGAUGAGCUUGAUAGACAACCCUGUGAGAGGUUCAUUUGUGAGUGUGAUAGGAAAGCAGCCAUGUGUUUCGCCAAGGCAGAUUAUAAUGAUAUGAUAUAUGAAUGAUAUACCUUCCCAGCGAACACUGAAAGUAGGCCGAGGGACUCAGAGAGAAACACGCAGAAGAGUGUCUUUAUUUGAAAUCAUCAAGUGUCAUUGUAUUCAUAGUUACUGUUACAUUGUCUCCAACAAAUGCCACGCACAUGCGAUUUAUAUGCAAUUUUUAUCCCUUUUUGUGACUCUCAAAAUUAAUAAAUUGAUAU